CUGACUCAGACAGCCGCGGGUGGCCAGAGUCGCUAUCUUGCUGUGUGUGGUUGGAGGUCCCGCCUGUUGUGCUCCCGCCUGUGGAUGUUGUGUGUACAUCUGUGUCUUCGCUCUGGCGGCUCUUGGAAUUGUUGAUCACGUGUUGAUAUUAAGAUGAUGGAGUUAAGGGUUGGCAACAAGUACCGUCUUGGACGGAAGAUAGGAAGUGGAUCCUUCGGUGACAUUUACUUAGGCACGAACAUAUCGACAGGCGAAGAGGUUGCUAUAAAGCUAGAAUGCAUCAAAACAAAACAUCCUCAGUUACACAUAGAGUCAAAAUUUUAUAAGAUGAUGGCUGGCGGAGUAGGCAUCCCAGGAAUCAAGUGGUGCGGGUCGGAAGGUGAUUACAAUGUAAUGGUAAUGGAGUUAUUAGGACCGUCGUUAGAGGACCUCUUCAACUUCUGUUCUAGGAAAUUCUCACUAAAGACAGUUUUGCUUUUGGCAGAUCAGCUUAUAACAAGGAUAGAAUACAUCCAUAGCAAGAAUUUCAUCCACCGAGACAUAAAGCCAGACAACUUUCUCAUGGGCUUGGGCAAGAAGGGGAACCUUGUUUAUAUCAUAGAUUUUGGACUAGCAAAAAAGUACAGAGAUUCACGCACACAUCAACACAUACCAUAUCGGGAAAACAAAAAUUUAACUGGCACAGCUCGGUAUGCCUCAGUCAACACUCACCUUGGAAUUGAGCAGAGCAGAAGGGAUGACUUGGAAAGUCUAGGUUAUGUUUUGAUGUACUUCAACAGAGGCUCUCUACCGUGGCAAGGCCUCAAAGCAGCAACAAAACGACAAAAAUAUGAAAGGAUCAGUGAAAAAAAGAUGCAGACGCCCAUUGAGGAACUCUGCAAAGGAUUUCCUAAUGAAUUUGCAACGUACCUGAAUUUCUGCCGGUCGCUGAGGUUUGAAGAAAAGCCAGACUACAGUUACCUAAGGCAGCUCUUCCGCCAGCUCUUCCAUCGUCAGGGUUUUACAUAUGAUUAUGUCUUUGACUGGAAUAUGCUCAAAUUUGGCGGAUCUCGAAAUCAAGAAAAUGAGGUUGAACGAAGAGAUCGUCAGAGCAGCAGACCUCAAGCUACAGGCGCUACAUCUCGGAUGCGACACGACACAACCGUCGGGGGUGUUUUGCCCUCCCCAACAGCGGGGAAACCACUUGUUAUUUGAGCCUGAAGGAAACAAUAACCAUUCAAUACUCCAGGAAAUCAGUUGAUAGCAUUUAACAACCGUAGGUUAUUGUAGUGCCAAGAUUGUUCCACCUGGACUUCAGAAAAGCCGUCUUUCAGUUCAGAAACCUCUUUCAAGACCAAUUCUUCAUGUAAGCUGCACUGAAUAUUAUGCACUGAUAGAAACUUCACUGCUCCUUGUAAGCACCUUUGUAUUUUAUGGUUUUGAAAUACAACUGAUGUAAUUAUUGAUGGCAGGUCAAACGAUGAAGGUAUUUAUUUGAUAUCUGAUAUCAGUGACUCUUGGACUGCAUACAUUUUUUGUAAAUAUUCGUUGCCUUUUUGUGUUGUAUAUAAAGUCAAAGGAAACAUUUCUGCUGUCUUUUUCACUUAGGUUAGGUUCUCACCAGAUUGUUUCAUCAGAAUUCAAUUGUCUUCAAACUCAUUUAUACGGCAUUCGCUACCUAGUGGUUGCGUUCAUGUAGUUUGUGUGUGUUCUUGUAUUACUUAUUCAGUGCUUGCUGUUGAACUUGUGCAUGACGUGUUGAAGAGAGACGGAUGGAUUGUAGAGUGAUAGGGCAUUUGUAUAUGUACAACAAUUGUUUUUACCAUGAUGUAUGACAGUGGUAUGAAUAAAUACAUUUCAAGUAAU
Messenger RNA from Penaeus vannamei (Pacific white shrimp), 1845 nucleotides. It is a transcript of the gene dco, whose product is annotated as discs overgrown. Lineage: Eukaryota; Metazoa; Arthropoda; Malacostraca; Decapoda; Penaeidae. Gene Ontology annotation, molecular function: ATP binding; protein serine/threonine kinase activity. The record is from RefSeq and is a predicted model, not a curated record. Gene Ontology annotation, biological process: peptidyl-serine phosphorylation; endocytosis; positive regulation of proteasomal ubiquitin-dependent protein catabolic process. Gene Ontology annotation, cellular component: cytoplasm; nucleus.